CUCUAUGACCUCCACUGUAGUUGACUGCUGAUAUCUGUACCUACAAAUCUAAUAGGUUCACUCCAGUGGUUACACCAGUGUAAACAUAAUACAUUUUUCAUCCAUACUCAUUAAUUCAUAAUUUUACACACUUCUCUUGAUAAAUACCUCAGAUGUGCAAGUGUUUUAUCCAUCAAUCAAAUUGACCCAAUACUUUUUCUAUCUAAGACAGCUGUGGGUGGGGAGCUGUUGAGCCUCUUGCAUAGGGCAACAGAAAAGGAUUCACAGGGAAGCAAAGCUUAAGGGAAGGGACCUGGAGUGAGCCCCUCUAUCCGCUCUGGAGGACGGGCCCUUAAAAUAAGGAUGACUGCCCUGGUUUGUCUCUGCAUGGCUGUGAUGGGAGACCACCAGGUAAGAUCAGAAUAGGAGGCUGAACUGGGAAGCAAUUCCAACAAAUCAACCAUGGUUAGCUACAUCAGUAGAUAUAAGGUAUCUUGCCUCUGUUAUCUCUAGGUGCUAAAUAAUAAGCGAUAAAUACAUCAAUAUGUGAAUAAAAAAUAGUCUCUUAAUACAUACAUUAAAAUACAUUAAAAUGGGUUGUCCCAAGUCAACCAGCAGAUAAUCACAUCAAUAAAUUGCAAGGCAUAAUGGCCACACUGUGUUAAAUAAUAGCAAUAUACCAAUACAUGAAUACAUAUACAUAUCAAUACAUAUAAAGGUAGUCCUGGAGUCCACUUAGAAUUCAUCCAGCUGCCCACUUCCAUCUCCAUGGCGUCCAAGGAAGGGGCGGCCUAGAGGUCCCCAUACCAGGGCUGACCCAAUGCUGGCCUCCGGCCAAUCCCUGGCCUUAGGAGCUGGGCACAGAGCCCAGGGACAUGGGGCAGCAGAAAUCAAAGACCAGGCUUUGUAAGCAAAGGAUCCUCAGUGAUAGGAUGGGAGACCACUAGGAGAGGGGAAGGGGGUGGCGAGAGGGCAAUGGGGCUGCUGGUGGGCUACUGCUAAGGCAGGGCUUCCCUCAGACCCUCCCUCUCCUUCUUUUCUUCCUUCCUUUGUCAAGAAGGGACAAACAGAGGGUGAGACCACGACCCAAGACAGGAAACCACCACCAGGGGUCGGGAGGAGGGGGAAGGGGAAGAUUUCAAUGCAGACAACAGUCUAAGCUCCUUCCCCGAUUACUCUCCUUGCCUGGGGAGGAGGGGAAGAGAGGGGGAAAGGGGUCGCUCCGGAGGAGCCUGGCGAGAAGAAUUAGGAGGGCCUCGCUGUGGCUGCGUUCACACAAUAGGCGCAACCAGGUCGUUCGCAGGCUGAAGGUCGCUGUCCCUGGUCCCACGGAUUAGGCUCCGUAUUGUGGGCAAAGUUUGCCUAGACGCCUCUCUCUUGCCGAGACGUUGCAGUUUGUGCAACAGACAGUGCAGUUUCACCCUCCCCUCCACUUCUGUUGCUGUUUCCAUUGGUUUGUUUAAGGCUUAGGGCGUGGCGGAAAACUUAGAAAUCUGAGCUCCGUCGGUGGACGGAGAUGCUUUCAGCUUCUGGGCGCGAGGUCUUCGGUGCGGGGGGGGCGGAGGGCCACGUGGUCGGAGGGCGAUGGAGCUGUCCUGGGCGCCCCUCUGGCUCCUGUGGGCUGUGUUGGAGUCCUCCGUGCCGGGGAGCCGCUGCGGCUCCCCCAGGCACUCUUUGUGCUAUUCCUAUCUGAGGGUGUCAGAAUCCAGCCAGGGACUGCCGGAGUUCCUCUCCAUGGUCCACCUGGAUGAUCAGCCCAUCACUCAAUAUGACAACAACACCAUGAAGAUGGUACCCUGGUUGGAGAUGGUGGAUACAACGAUCCUCGUGGCCCUUGAAAGGGUGUUUGGGGCUGACCUGGAGUGGCUAUCAAAACUCAACCACAAGGCUGGAGGGCUUCACACCUGGCAGGUGAGUCUGGGCUGUGAGCUCAAAGAAGACGGGAGCAAAGGAGGGUUUUUGCAUUAUGGCUACAAUGGGAUGGACUUCAUCAGCUUCGAGAAGGAGACCCUGAGAUGGGUGACAGCUCAGCCCCAGGCCCAGAAGGUCAAGGAGAAGUGGGAAGAUGAUACAAGGAAGUCCCAGAGGAAUAUAAUCUACCUGGAGGAGACCUGCAUUAACAUGAUGCAGAAAUACCUGCCUUACCAGAAGGAGGCUCUUCUUCAGACAGAGCCCCCCGUGGGGAAAGUGACUCACAAGGUGAUGGACGACAGCCUGGAGAUCCUCAUCUGCCAGGCCUUUGGCUUCUACCCCAAGGAGAUCCAGGCCACCUGGAUCAGGGAUGGAGAAGUCUGCCACAAUGAGACCCUCCAUAGGAACGUGGCCCCCAACUCAGAUGGGACCUAUUAUGUCCAGCUCAGCAUUGAGAUCGACCCCAAGGAGAGGGACCACUUUCGGUGUUACCUGGAGCACGAGGGCUUGCAGGAGCCCCUGGUCUUGUCCUGGAAGGAGGAAACAGAGCCCCCAGUGGGGAAGGUGACCCGCAAGGUGGUGAAUGACAGCCUGGAGGUCCUCAUCUGCCAGGCCUUUGGCUUCUACUCCAAGGAGAUCCAGGCUACCUGGAGGAGGGAUGGGGAGGUCUGUGAAUACGAGACCCUCCAUAGGAACGUGGCCCCCAACUCAGAUGGAACCUAUAAUGUCAAGCUCAGCAUUGAGAUCGACCCCAAGGAGAGGGACCAUUUUCAGUGUCACCUGGAGCAUGAGGGCUUGCAGGAGCCCCUGGUCUUGUCCUGGAAGGAGGAAAUAGAGCCCCCAGUGGGGAAGGUGACCCGCAAGGUGGUGAAUGACAGCCUGGAGGUCCUCAUCUGCCAGGCCUUUGGCUUCUACCCCAAGGAGAUCCAGGCCACCUGGAUGAGAGACGGAGAGGUCUGCCAGUAUGAGACCCUCCAUAGGAACGUGGCCCCCAACUCAGAUGGAACUUAUAAUGUCCAGCUCAGCAUUGAGAUCGACCCCAAGGAGAGGAACCAUUUUCGGUGUCACCUGGAGCACGAGGGUUUGCAGGAGCCCCUGGACUUGGCCUGGAAGGAGGAAAAAGAUACGUGGUCAUUUCAUUCGGUGGGAGUUGUGAUGAUCAUAAUCUUGGGAGCUGUGAUUCUCUUCCUGACCUGGUGGCUGUGGGCAGAAGACAGAGCUAAGGGAAGGAGAGAAAAGAUCUCUGAAGGCUUCCCCAGAUGCCUAUUCAGACAAGGUGGAAGGAGCAGCUCUGGAGAUUUCCGAGGGGGCCCAUCAGAGGAACAACCAGUGGAGCACCUGGAUGAAGAGGAAAUGGGAGAGAUGCAGCUGCAGCUGGAGGGCUCACAGACCCAGCCAGAAGCCCAGGAUGGAGAAGGAUUGAAGCUGCAGCUGAUCAGAAAGGAUGAGAAGAACCUGUUGAGUAGGACUGAACAGAAGGAGGCGCAAUGGAGGUCGGUCCAUUGCCUCUUUCCUCCUAAGGAGUAAUACAAGCAUACCCCUCCUUAGUCCAAGAUUUGCACAAUGCAGUGUUAGAAACAACCACACAUUUGCCCUGCCAUGCAGGUACUGUCACUUUGUGGCUGCUGUUUACAUGACUUCCAGCCUGCACUCCAUGUGGGUUCACCGACAAAUGCGCAAUAGACUUUUCUGCGCCAACAGAACUGCGAUGGACAAAUGCGCACCGUCAAAACUGCUAAUCGAUUUCCGACAAUAACGUGCCAACAGAUGCGCACCGACAAAAUGGCGUGCUGGGGCUUUAACAGAUGGAACAGGUGGAACGCGUAUAAGUACGUUAUAACGGUCAGCACUCACCAACUGUAUAAGACGUUUGAGUUAUACUGCAGCCAUGGAUAUUAUUAAGUCACAGAAAGGAAAACAACUGUUGUAUGAAGGAUAUCGAUAUCAACGUGACAAGUUAAACCAAGAUGGAUCGUCUUCGCGGAGGUGCAUUAAAAGAGAGUGUGCCGGCAGACUUAAGAAGAAAACAGACGGGAUGUUACAAACAAGUAUUGAACACAUGCAUGCUCCAGAUACCGCAAAAAAUGAAAAAAUAAAAGGGACUAUACGCGAACGAGCUGAAAAUGGUGUGGAAAAACCUCGUCAAAUUAUUGUGAACAGCACAGCCGGAGUCUCGCUGGAAGCAAGUCUAAAUACGUGCAACUAUCAAGACGUCUUGCUGCAAUUCUUCCUACAUAUGCAGGGCAUGAUUGUACAGAUUAUCUGCAUGCUGUAUGUCAUAUUGACAUCUAAAUUAAUUCAAAAUAUUUAUUGACAUAAUUUUUAAUAAUAAAUUUUUAUUGCUGAGUUUUUAAAUUAUUUAGUGACAUAAUAAACUUUUACUGCUGAGUUAUUUAGUGAUAUAAUAAAUUUCUACUGCUUUUAAA
Molecule: messenger RNA, 4316 nt
Organism: Thamnophis elegans (Western terrestrial garter snake)
Lineage: Eukaryota; Metazoa; Chordata; Lepidosauria; Squamata; Natricidae
Product: major histocompatibility complex class I-related gene protein-like
Exons: 8
Coding region: 1564-3417 (617 amino acids)
Biological process (GO): immune response
Cellular component (GO): external side of plasma membrane
Source: RefSeq, a predicted model, not a curated record